CUCAGUGUCUUCGAAUCCUUUAAACCGACCGGACUCGACGGAUGAGUAGUUCCACGUUGUGCGGAUUGAAUUCGUAUAUUCGCGGGCGAUUUUUUAAAUUUUAUUUCAUUCCAUUUCCAAUUCUGUUUUUAUCGCUCGUUUUAGCGUCCGUUUCACUUCACUUUCUUCGUACGCCAAAUCAGACCACCGCAUGAUUCGAUGAUUCACGUGCAUGGUCAACUGCCAGGAUCCAAUUAGUUAACCAUGCGGGUUCCGGUGAUUCCCCUCUUUUUAAUAACGAUCCAGGCAGUCUGGGGUCAGUUGAAUUUCAAUGGUAAUCCCUUGACCGAGGACACGGUUUACACUGCAGAGGAAUCGCAGUUGGCAGAGAAGGCGGCUAAGGGGCGUUCCUUGGAAAUCUCGGAUACGGAGACAGACUCGUAUUUGCUUGCUGCAAAAAGCCUCCAAGCCGAACGGGCCCAGAACAAAUACCAAGCUAACGGUGACAGGUCUCGAAGCCCGGGGCCCCGGCUGUCCUCGAGAAACGAAAUCUCAUCGGCAGUGAGCUCCUCCGUGAACUCCUACAAGACCAUCACGGAUGAAGACCUCCAGUCGCCAGUGGCAGCAGCCGCGUUAUAUCCUGCGGAGAAAACGCAGACCUGGAACCAAGCCUACCCGGAGAAUGCGGAAACCGCGCAUCAGCCGGAGUUGCCCGAACAGUCAAACGCGGCCCUGGCGAUGUUCUUGAACUCGAAAACACCCGAGGAGUCCAAGGUGGCCCUCGAGGAGUACCUGGGUGAGUCCCAAAAGACGAGCGACUCGUCGGCCCCUCAUCAGCCCCACAUAUCGGACAUAGUACUGCCUAAGCGAGAAGACUUGAGCCACGGAAGCGAGCAGGUUAACCUAGUGGGCCAGCCGGAAGUCCAGUACCCUCAGUAUACACAGCUGCCGCAAUAUGCGAAUCCGCAAGUUCAACAAGCCCAAAUGCCCUUUGCGGCGGAUCAAGAGUUCGGCCGUAACGCGAACUGGGUUAAUCGUCCCGUCGAAGUUCUGGUAGGAAAAAGUCCGCCGGUUCUUAGGGGCCCACCGGUCCCCUAUAGAAGGCGGAAUUUCGUCGUUAAGCCGCCGUAUGUGGGCGGCAUUUAUCGCGCCCAGUCCAGGGUGGGGCCCCCAGGAUUUCCGCCCGGAGGCUACGGCCACGGAGCUCCGGAAAUAAUUUACACCAAGCCACCCGGCUACCAUAAGCGGUAUUACCCCAAGGCUCCGAAUCCGUACGAAGACGCAAGCGCUUGGUUUCCGGACGCCAAUCAUCCUCCGCCGGAUCUUAACGUUUAUCACUCCCAGUUAUAUGCGCAGUCCUACGAUCCGUACUACUACAACUACAUUGCCAAGUACGGAAAGAUCAAGCCACAUCUAUACGGAAAGUUUCACGAACACCAGAAGGAAAGCUUCUUCUCCGAAUUGUUCAGAAGCUUCAAAAAACAUGGGAUGAAACACGUUAUGCAUCCCAUGUUUCUUCUCGGGCUUGGCAUACCAAUGGUCACUCUGAUGCUUUCCGCACUCGUCGGCAAACGGUCGUUCGCUCGCUCGAUUUCCGUCGACACCAACGGUGGCCGCAUCACUGACGAAGACAUCGACGAGUGGAUUGACAAACUUCGUAAAGCUCUUGAAUGCUACUCGGGAUCAGCGUCCGAAACUGAGAAGAAGACUGCGUGCUCGGUCUUCGAAUAGUGAGAUUCCGAUUGUUGUGUGUUCUUGGUCGUGUACAGACGGUACAGCAAGCAUUGUAUGUAUGUACGUACAUAGAUGGAUCAAUCGACGCUCGAAAUCGGCUGAAAAGUGACCCAACCUCGCAUCAAUUUAUACGUAUUCAAUUGACUGAAGAGAAGCGUUGGUCUUGAACAAGGCAAACGCAUAGGAACCGGAAAAUACUUACUAUAAUCACGUGUAGGAGUAUAGGAGUCUCUGUUCAUGUAUUGUUCCUUGGUUUCUUUCUGUUAAUGAUUUGUUAGAAACAGAAGAUGGACAACCGAAUGACGAAACCAUUAAUCUUGUCGCGUUUGAAUUUUUCGAUAGUUUACCUUCGAUUGUUGUAGAACCGUUCAAACGACGGCAAAUUUAUUUCAUCUUCUGUACGGGA
Messenger RNA from Diprion similis, 2119 nucleotides. RefSeq lists its product as uncharacterized. Bases 244 to 1710 code for a protein of 488 amino acids. The transcript is spliced from 2 exons. NCBI's taxonomy places the organism in Eukaryota, Metazoa, Arthropoda, Insecta, Hymenoptera, Diprionidae. The record is from RefSeq and is a predicted model, not a curated record.